Messenger RNA from Ahaetulla prasina, 8692 nucleotides. RefSeq names its product molybdenum cofactor synthesis 1 (gene MOCS1). The record is from RefSeq and is a predicted model, not a curated record. The transcript is spliced from 11 exons. Lineage: Eukaryota; Metazoa; Chordata; Lepidosauria; Squamata; Colubridae. Bases 430 to 2502 code for a protein of 690 amino acids. Gene Ontology annotation, molecular function: cyclic pyranopterin monophosphate synthase activity; metal ion binding; GTP 3',8'-cyclase activity. Gene Ontology annotation, biological process: Mo-molybdopterin cofactor biosynthetic process.
UGAAGGGGGCGGGCUGAUAAAAACAUGCUCUUCCAAAAUUAAGAACAACGACCCCGCCCAUUCCUCCUCCUUUUUUCUUUCUUUUUCUUCUUUGGUUUCGGAGAGCUGCUGCCAGAAAAAGUUGUCCGAGAGCCAGGGAAGCCUGGAGCUUUUCGCCCUUAUCUUGGAAGUCCUGGAAAGAUAAAACUCGGGAGGAUUGCGCAAAUUCAUACCACUUGAGAAACCACUAACCCAACUCGAAAAUUACGCAACGAAUUCUGCGAAGGGCCUGAGCGGAAUACAAAUCCCGGCAUGCCAUGCGGAUUCCUCGACCCUCUAUUGGUCGGCGGUUCCCCACCCUCUCGGCGCACGUGACUCCAGCCGGCUACUUCUGCUGUGGCCCCUGUUGGAGAGAUUUGUGGGGAGAGCGACUUAGCUUAGACAAGAGGGAUGGCAUCCUUGUUGGCUCUCGGGGCAUCUCAGGGCGGGCGCCGGGGUUUGCUCCUGCGAGGGGCCUUCCGUGUUCACCUGAACAGGAGCUGCCGGUCCGGGACACCGGUGAGACAACAGCAGCAGCAGCAGCAGCAACACGCGCUGGAAUUGCCCUCUGAACAGGCAAUUGCAGUCCCAAGAAGAACACAGUUCUUAUCCGAUGCUACCCCUUUUUCUGAUUUCCUGACUGAUAGCUUUGGACGCCAGCAUAACUACUUGAGAAUCUCCAUAACUGAGAAAUGCAACCUCAGAUGUCAGUAUUGUAUGCCAGAGGAAGGAAUUCAGCUGACUCCCAAAUCCGAAUUGUUGAGCACCCAGGAAAUCAUCACUCUUGCUGCGCUCUUUGUGAAGGAAGGUGUGGACAAGAUUCGUUUGACCGGAGGAGAGCCUCUUAUCCGGCCUGAUGUGGUGGACAUCAUAGCUCAGCUACGCAAAUUAGAAGGGUUGAAAACCAUCUCUGUCACAACUAAUGGGAUCAAUUUAGCCAGACUGUUACCCCGGCUAAAAGAGGCUGGUCUGGAUGCCAUUAAUAUCAGCUUGGACACCUUGGUACCAGCUAAAUUUGAAUUCAUUGUCCGACGAAAAGGAUUCCACAAGGUAAUAGAAGGAAUUCACAAAGCUCUUGAUCUUGGCUAUAAUCCUGUUAAGGUGAACUGUGUGAUUAUGAGAGGACUCAACGAAGAUGAGCUGCUGGAUUUUGUUUAUCUUACAGAAAAGCAGCCCCUGGACGUGCGCUUUAUAGAAUACAUGCCUUUUGAUGGCAACAAGUGGAACUUCAAGAAAAUGGUGAGCUACAAGGAAAUGCUGGAUACAAUUAAACAAAAAUGGCCAGACUUGAAAAAGUUGCCCUGUGAAGAAGCUUCUAGCACUGCCAAGGCAUAUAAGGUCCCACAUUUUCAAGGGCAAGUUAGCUUCAUCACUUCCAUGUCUGAGCAUUUCUGUGGAUCCUGCAAUCGACUAAGGAUCACAGCUGAUGGGAAUUUGAAGGUCUGCCUUUUUGGAAAUUCAGAAGUGUCUUUACGGGAUCACUUACGAUGUAAUGCCUCUGAAGAGGAGUUGAUCCAGAUUAUUGGGGCAGCUGUUGGCAGAAAAAAGAAACAACAUGCAGGCAUGUUCAACAUUUCCCAAAUGAAGAACAGGCCAAUGAUCCUCAUUGAGGCAAUAUCAAGGUCAUUUCCACUUCUCCAAGAUGUCCUGCAAGACCAAGUAAAUUUGAAAGAUUGGGGCCUCAGACAAGGCCACUGCCUGACUCUGAAAGAAAGUUUAUUCAAACAGAAGGGGAAAAAGUUUAAAACAAAUACGUUUACAGGACACCAUGCCUUGCCAGGAUCUUACUCAGCACGACAACUUGUAUCAAGGAUUUCACAAGCUCAGCUCAGUAGCAAUUGCUUUCUUCAGAAGAUUUUGAGCUGCAGCUUGAAUGACAAGUGCCUUUGGACAGGAACUUCUCUCUCCAAACAGGCUUCCCAUGUGACUAGAGACAUUCGUUCCAGGAUGGUAAGCCAAGCAGAGAAAGGUUGGAGAUUUCUUUCAACUGCCAAAUGUCUUGGUGCCUCUGAUUGUUUAACCCACAUUGACCGAGAAGGCCGGGUAUCAAUGGUAGAUGUUGGAAGGAAGCCAGACUCAGAAAGGAUUGCAGUGGCUUGUGCUGUGGUCCAUCUGGGUGCAAAGGUAUUCAACUUGGUGCAACAGAACCAAAUUAAAAAAGGUGAUGUGCUGACAGUGGCCCAGAUAGCUGGAAUCCAGGGAGCCAAGCUAACAAGCCAGCUCAUUCCACUGUGCCAUAAUGUCCCAUUGAAUCUGGUUGAGGUCACUCUUAGUCUAGAUGCAGAAAAACAUACCGUUACCAUUCAGGCUCUGUGCCGCACCCAUGGAAAAACUGGGGUGGAGAUGGAAGCUUUGAUGGCUGCCACUCUUGCUGCUUUGACAGUGUAUGAUAUGUGCAAAGCAGUGAGCCAUGACAUAAUCAUCGAAGAGGUAAAACUUCUCAGCAAGCAAGGAGGCCAGAGGGGUGACUUUAAGCGAGGCUGAUUAAAGUUUUUAUUCAAGAGAUCGACAUACUUUAUCCUUGGAAUACAAUUUUAGCGACAGCAUCAGCCAGUACUAGUAACCAAAAUUCGGACCAUUAACCUUACUAUAUCAUAAUCUCCUGUUUCUCUUGUUUUGGCUAAUAACGUAGGCUUAGGUCUACUCAUUUUCCUGUCUUUCAUGUAGCAACUGACCUUUUUGCCUGUAAAUUCUAAGCUCUCCCACUGCUUUGAUUUGCAGUAAUUCUAAGGAUACAUGAGUUUAGCCCUUUAUUUCUGAUUCUGUGCAAGUCCUGGUUUUCCAUUGCCUUUUAAUUGCACUACAAUAUUCACCCAGCAGGAUUUCAGCAUGAAUCUUCUGCUUGAGAAUAUUCAGAUCCAGAAUUCUCAGUUGAAUUAUGAUUUUAGUAUCGUAUCAUAUCCAAACACUAGAAAAUAUAAACUGUGAGUCACCUGGAUCACUCCCGACUAGAUAAAUACAAUUUUGAAUAGUUUAGUUUCAAUUUGUCUUUCAGAAUGGAAGGUAAAUAUUUGUUGGUUAGGAAUAGUUACAAACUAAUCUGUAUACAGUUAAAAAUACUGUAUACAUUUCUCAUUAAACUGGAUGAAAAAGUUGGUACUUCUAGUACUAUCUGUCUAAUACUACUUCUGGUACUAUCACUUCUAGCUUUUCUGGCUGAGGAACUCUGAGAGUCCACAAGUCUUAAAAGAGCCAAGUUUGCAGACCCCUGACCUAGGGUAAAUCUCUCUUCUGCAUAUAUGCAGAAGCCCAUGUCCAAGAGCAAAUGUGCCCUGGUAUGUCUAAACCUGACUGGCAUGAGGAGAUGGAAAACUGAAUGUCAGACUUGAUGCCUUCCUUUCAUAACUAAAUAAAUAACUAAAUAAUUAAAUAAAUAAAUAAAUAACCAACAAAACAAACAACCCUAAACCUCUAGAUGUUCAAGCUCAUUAUAGAUUUCAUAUUAACAUUGAAGUGGAUGUAAUUCUUUCUAAGUAAGGCACUGAGAUUGAAACAAAUAGGGCAAAAUAUCUUAAGUUUCUGGCCACAGAUGCAAUUUUGUUAUUUAUUUAUUAAAUUUUCUAGUCCAUUUUUCCCGGCCUAGGAAACUUUCAGAUGCAAGAGCCUUGAGACACAAACCAAAGUAUUUUAAUUCUGAACAUUAUUGCUUUAAAACUCAUCAAUAGCAUUUUAAAUGAAAGUAGUAUCUUUCCCUGCUCUUCUACAGGAUUAGGAGGAUACAGCGUAAGGCUCAUUUUGCUAAUACUCUUCCCAUUGUAUGUGCUCUGCAGGCAUUUGCAUAGCAAAUGCUCCUUCAAGUAGGCAGAAAAAGAAAGGUUUUAUUCAACUCAACUAGAGUUUAUGCAGAGGACAAUCAGAGUAUUAUCCUUUCAUAUAAUAAUACUCAGAAGUCGGUUUCAAGGAGAGAUAAUUUUGAUUCUCUGAAUGAAAGACCAAAGGAUUGAUAAUAUAGUGAAAUAACAGUGGCACCAAGAGACAUUUCUGCCCAAUCCCAUCAAGUGUUGGAAUUUCUCAGAUUAAAUGACCUUUAGCUUUACAUUUGAUUUUCAAACAGGUGUUUUCAUGUAACUUCUAAGGGAGCAGAGGGUGAUCAAUUAUUAUUUGUGCUAUCCAGUAAUUUAUUAUAAAGUAUUUUAAUCAAAAGCAAUUAUAGAAUAGAAUAGAAUAACAGAGUUGGAAGGGACCUUGGAGGUCUUCUAGUCCAACCCCCUGCUUAGGCAGGAAACCCUACUCCACUUCAGACAAAUGGUUAUCCAAUCUCUUCUUAAAAACUUCCAGUGUUGGAGCAUUUACAACUUCUGGAGGCACUGAUGAAUUGUUCUAACUGUCAGGAAAUUUCUCCUUAGUUCUAAGUUGCUUCUCUCCUUGAUUAGUUUCCACCCAUUGCUUCUUGUUCUACCCUCAGGUGCUUUGGAGAAUAGUUUGACUCCCUCUUCUUUGUGGCAACCCCUGAGAUAUUGGAAGACUGCUAUCAUGUCUUCCCUAGUCCUUCUUUUCAUUAAACUAGACAUACCGACUUCCUGCAACCGUUCUUCAUAUGUUUUAGCCUCCAGUCUCCUAAUCAUUUUUGUUGCUCUUCUCUGCACUCUUUCUAGAGUCUCAACAUCUUUUUUACAUUGUGGUUACUACAACUGAAUGCAAUAUUCCAAGUGUGGCCUUACUAAGGCAUUAUAAAGUGGUAUUAACACUUCACGUGAUCUUGAUUCUAUCCCUCUGUUUAUGCAGCCUAGAACUGUGUUGGCUUUUUUGGCAGCUGCUGCACACUGCUGGCUCAUAUUUAAAUGGUUGUCCACUAGGACUCCAAGAUCCCUCUCACAGUUACUACUAUUGAGCAAGGUACCACAUAUACAGUAACUGCUUUUUUUUUCUUGCCUGAAUGUAGAACCUUACUUUUUUCACCAUUGAAUUUCAUUUUGUUACAUAGUGCCCAAUGUUCUAGUCUGUCAAGAUCUUUCUGUAUCUUGAGCCUAUCUUCUGGAGUGUUGGCUAUUCCUGCCAGCUUGGUGUCAUUUGCAAAUUUGAUGAGUUCCCCAUCUAUCCCCUUGUCCAAGUCAUUGAUGAAGAUGUUGAAGAAAAAUUUUGAAACCAAUAAAAUGCUGCAAAUGAAGUGAUAUUUGGAACCCAAACAUUUGCAGCUAGAUUUGAUAAAAUCUGGUCCAUGCAGGAGCAGACUGGGUAAAAAUUGCUUGUUCUACUAUAAUAUUUUGCACUUUAAUGAAGUCCAAAAAAUGAUCAUAAAGAAGUGCCUACAUUUUGCUAUUGUGCUUAAAGGAUAAAUGAAACGUGACUCUUUUCUACAUUUAUUUUUAGUUAAUCAGAAUAAUCAUCACAAUUUCCUGGAAUUGAGGGAAAUGAUUUAUCGACCCCAAGUAGCACUCACCAUUCUAGCCUGUUCUUCAUUGCUUUGGCUGGGAUAAAAACAUUAGUUCUUGAUUUAGGAUAGAAAGUUUAUGGGAGAAUUCCUACUCCCACUUGGAAUGUGGCUAUCAUAUAAACCCGAGGGCAGACUGAUUUGUCUGCUUGAAAGAGAUAGGGUUCUUCCCAGUAUACCAAAGUUACAUAGGAGGAAAAUUGGAAUGUAACAAUGUUUGAAUUACCUUUAAAUAGUUCCAUAUAUAAGCAUAGUUGCUUUUUCCCAUUUUUUUUAAUAAAUAUAAUCUAACGUGAGGGGAUUUUACAUACAUUGUUCAUUGCCAGAGUUGAUUACCACUACAGAGAUUGUACAGUGCAAAUAACUCUUGAGUUAUUACCAUCUUUCAUUGCAAGAAGAAACGUGCUAUUCAGAGAAUGGCAUGAGCAGUCUCGGGAAGAAGCUGCCUUGCAUCGGGCCAGGACUUGUCAGCAGCAGGAUGAAAACGGCUAAGCCCAGCAGUGCCUGCAAAGUGCGGGGGUGGGGGGUUGCACUGUGGCACUAGGGUGGCUGGUCAUGACAAUGGCCUGAGGCAGUACUUCUUGGCAAUGGUGACAGCAGCACUGGAGUUGGAAUUGAGACCCGGAGUUGGGGAUGGGAACAGGCUCAGUGCCGCUGCUGCAACUGAAGAGGGAUUCUGUGCAGGCCUACCAAAAGGGCAGAGAUGGGUGGAAGGAGAGAUAAAGUGGGGGAGGGUUCAAGAGGAAGCAGAAGUUAUUAAGGCUCGAGAUUGGAAGCAACCAAGCUAGGAAUGGCUUGGAUCACCUAAGACCAGUGGCAUUCAGUUAACAAUGGCAACAUAUGAUCACAUGAUGCUUUGCUUAUUGGCCACAUUGCUUAUUGACAGAAAAUCCAGCCGUACUUAUUGUUGAAUCUCAAAGACUAGCUGUAAGGCAAUGUCAGAAGUUUUUAACCACAGCCAAUUAGUUCAGCAAUAAUCUCAAAAUCGAGAAUUGGUUCCCCAUCCUGCUCGCUGAUGUAUAAUUUAGAAAUAUGGUAUUUCCAUAAAGCUGUGAAGAUGGGACAAUCAUGACGUAUCUAAUGUCAUGAAUAGAAAGUCUGGUGAGCUUUCACCAGAAUAAGGCAAAAUACUAUCUAGAGCAGAAAUGACUUAAUCCCAAAUGCAUUGGUUGCCUUCUUUCUGAUUAUUAAAAGCUUUGUAAGAUUUCUCUUGUUGCAGCAACUCAGAAACCAUGAUGGACAUUAGUUCAGUUCCAUUUGACAUUUCUGAAAAGCCUUUUUAAAAAAACUCCCCACUUUUCUUUUUAAUUCCAAAAACCAUAAUCAAACCAUUGGUUAUGUCUCCACACCACCUUCUGUCAGUUUCUUGAUUUGGAAAUCAUCAACGGAGGACAUAGGUUGAGGAGAGUCAUUUAAAAUGAAUAUAUUUCUGUGUGAAAUACCGAUAUCAACUUUUUCUUGCCUUUUGAUUUUUAGAUUGUAUUGCAAAUGCCUUACAAAGUAAAACGAACUUUAGGGAAGAAUGUCCCAAGUUUGGAAAAAAGGAGAAUGAAAAGGAUAGAUCUCAUGGGGCUGGAAAUGGACAAUUUUGUAGAAUACAAUUUACUUUUUCCUGCACUUAGACUUUUCACACUAUUUCCAAAUAAAAAUAGUUCCUCCCUCCAAUUGUUUAUGUAAUUCAUAAACACUAUUUGUUUGCACCAAAUAGUAUUCAUUGAUUAAAUUCUCCUUAUUGCACCAAGUAGUAUUCUUCAAUUAAAUUGUCCUUGCAUAAGUUUAUCUGUUGUAAUGUGUGUAAACAUAAUGUCAGUUGAAUUACUUAGUAAGAGCAAUAGUUCAAGUUUAUACUUGACAAGAGGGCUUUAAUCACAGGAUGAUUGCUGUGGUCAUUCCAUGUUUUUUCAAUUGCAGAGGUUAGUUACAUGACGCCAUUUAAUGGAGACCACUGACCAACAGAUUUUUUUUUCUUAAAUGACCGUAAUUUGAGAAAAACAAAUGCUUGUUUGAUAGCUCACAAUGUUUUGGCUAGUUGAAAUAUUAUGUUUUAAAAUUGAUUUAAUAUAUAUAUUCUGGCUCCUAGGCCAAAUUGUGAUGUGUUACUUCAGCCUUAUGUUACGUUGGUGCUAUCUCUCAAUGUCUCUUUAGAGUUGUUCCCCUUAAUGUAUGUUUCUGUGCAUCCAGGUAAUUUUAGCUAUAAGAUUUUAGCUUUAGCCUGAAUGUGACUGUGAUUUUUUUAUUGUUGUUUAAUUUGUUCACCAAAUUUCAAUUCUGUGUGAGAACAGAAAACAGAAAAUGGCUAUAAUCACAGACAGAUCUGAUGUAUACUCCUUGUUAUUCCAUCUUUAAGUCUUUCUGAAUGGAAUGAAGGAUGUCAUAUUUGUCCUUAUCUGGGAAGAGAAAUGAACUGUUGCUGCUUCUCAUUGCUAUGUAUUUUCCUACAUGUCCUGUAUAUGGUGAAAAGUAAUAACACAUUUUUUUAAUAAGUGCACUUGAUAAGAAGCAUAGGAAAUAUGUAAGUAUGAAGCAUAUCAUUAGAUUUUGUUCCUUCCUGUGGUAUCAGAGAAUAUCAAGUGUCUUGAGAUCACUGAAUCUUAUAUAAAUCUCUGAUGACAUGAGAAAUUGUUCUGCACACAUUCCUGUGAUAUGAGCGCGAUAAACAAGAAUGCAACUAUUGGAAAGAUGUUUUACUUGUUUCCUCUGCACCAGUAACAUUUUCUAACAUUACAGGAUGAUGGUUUGUUUAGGGAUGUCCAAUCACUGUUAAAAUCUUAAUACAUUUUACAUUGUGUUGCUUGACUACUAUACUUUCAGUCAUUAAGUCUGUAAUUUAAUGUAAACAGUAUAGGACAGCAGAUACUUAAAUUAAAAAUGUAUCUUUUCUGAAGUUUGGUUUUUCAUGCAUAAAUGUAGUGACUUAAUGUAAAGUAAAAGGGCUUCAGAAUUAAUUUUAUUGAAAGAAAACUCAGAAUUUACAAUGAUUCAGUAUGCAUUGUGUUGAUUUCUGAAAAAUCUGUGCACUGAUAACAGGGUAUUUAGAUAGGUUUGUUUUAAAAAAAUUAUAACCUGCCUGUUAGUAAAUAGAUUGGAUUUCCUUAUUGUGGUUUUGGGAAGGGAGUCCUAAUUUUUCAUGCUUAUAUUCAGAGUAGCUAAUGAUGUUUUUUGAUGCUUUCAUUAUAUGUCUAUAUGGAUAUAUCUUGGAUAUAUGCACAAAUGGGAACGGUUUCCAGGUAAUGAAAAGUUUAUACAGAUUUGCUGAGGUUGUACUAAGAAUGUUCUUUUUAAAAUAAAUAAAUAAAUAAAUAA